Larimichthys crocea (large yellow croaker) is the source of this 1703-nucleotide messenger RNA. RefSeq names its product tropomyosin alpha-3 chain. The transcript has 9 exons. Lineage: Eukaryota; Metazoa; Chordata; Actinopteri; Sciaenidae. The record is from RefSeq and is a predicted model, not a curated record. The coding region runs from base 333 to 1082 and encodes 249 amino acids.
GUCUGCGUCACUUCCUUUGGAGGGAACUUCACCCGGAAGAGGGUGUAGUCCUGAGUUGGGAGUUGGCUGAUGAGGAAACACCGCAGAGACGGAACCAGAACCAGAACCAGAACCAGAACCGACCAGGACCCGAGACCAGGACCGGAACACUCAGAACCACACACCGACCCCGCGUGCAGGCUCAGACAGGCCGGAAGCCGCAGUUUGUGAGACUUCCGUCACUUUGUAACAGCUAACAGCUAACAGCUAACAGGGAAGUGACGGCGCCAGGUGAAGUGUGCGCGAGCCGCAGGUGUAUUUUCUUUAAAGGACCCAGACAGCAGAAGAAGAAGAUGAGUGGAGGCAUGAACAGCAUCGAUGCAGUGAAGAAGAAGAUCAAGGUGCUGCAGGACCAGGCGGAGGAGGCGGAGGACCGAGCUGAGAGGCUGCAGAAGGAGGUGGAGAAGGAGAAGAGGAGCAGAGAGGAGGCAGAGGCAGAGGUGACAGCCCUGAGUCGCCGCCUGCAGCUCAGCGAGGAGAAUCUGGACCGCGCUCAGGAGAGACUGACCACCGCCCUGCACAAGCUGGACGAGGUGGAGAAGGUCGCCGACGAGAGCGAGAGAGGUAUGAAGGUGAAGGAGAACAAAGCUCUGAAGGACGAGGAGAAGAUCGAGCAGCUGGAGGUUCAGCUGAGAGAAGCCAAACGCAUCGCUGAGGAGGCCGACCACAAAUAUGAAGAGGUGGCUCGUAAACUGGUGAUGGUGGAAAGAGAACUGGAACGAGCUGAAGGCCGGGCUGAGCAGGGCGAGAGUAAUGUUCGGAGGUUGGAGGAGCAGUUGAGGAGUUUUGACCAAUCACUGAAGAGCCUGCAUGCAUCUGAGGACAAGUACUCCCUGAAGGAGGACAGGUACGAAGAGGAGAUCAAGAACCUGAGCAACAAACUCAAGGAGGCUGAGACUCGAGCAGAGUUCGCCGAACGUUCCGUUUCCAAACUGGAGAAAACGAUCGACGGCCUCGAAGACGCUCUGACUUCGGCCAGAAACGCCAACAUGGAGCUUCAGGCGACUCUGAAUCAGACCAUGGAGGACCUCAACUCCUGUUGAACCUCCUCACCCUGCCCUCCCCCCUGCUCCCCCUCAGGGACUCUGUGGCCAAACAUUCCUGUUACUCCUCCUAUUGAACCUCCUCUUCAUCUUCUUCCAUGUUGGGAGGCGUCACAGAGGUGUAGCCCCUCCCCGUUUUAUGAUUCUUGUUUUCAAACGUUCCUCCUUUAAUCACCCCUAGCUUUCAUUCACUCCUCCUCCUCCUCCUCCGACAGUGCCAACCUCCCUCCAGUAUUAAUGAGGAGUUCAGAGGAGGAGGAGGAGUCUAACAGCAUUGUUAAUUAUGAACUAACGAACUGUGUCGUUACUAAUUGUUUUUGCCUCCUUGAUUAAUCAGAGCCAACUUCCUGUUAGCCAAUGAUGUAUGUGUUCCAGAUGGGCGUGGUUUAAGGUAGCCAAUCACUGAGGCAUUCCACUGCCAUAUAUGGUAGACCAGGGGCCAAUCAGAGGUCAGGGACACACCCGUUAUCCCCACAGGUGACCUUUGACCUGAUGAAUAAAGUUUGUUUUUACCUGGAAGCAGGUGAUGAUGAUCACUGAUGGUCAUCACUGUGCUGAUGUCACAGCUCAUUGUAAUAAAUCAUGGCAGGAUUUUAUAAAAUAAAAGCAUGGCCAUCUAAA